Messenger RNA from Paramecium sonneborni, 1635 nucleotides. The record is from the annotation of a GenBank genome assembly. NCBI's taxonomy places the organism in Eukaryota, Ciliophora, Oligohymenophorea, Peniculida, Parameciidae.
AUGGGGGAGAAAAGAAUUGACAAAUAUCUGUUCAAUCCUAAAGAUCUUAUUGGAGAAGGUUCAUAUGCUUAAGUGUAUAGAGGACGAGAUGAAAAGACAGGAGUAAAAGUAGCGAUAAAAGUAUUAAACAAAUCAGUCAUAAAUGCGUAUUAAAGAUUAAUCGAAAUUUAGAGAUGAUUAUUUAAGGGAAGGUUUAAUCUCAGAGAUAAAAGUGAUGUAGAAAUUGAAGAGUCCAAACAUUGUGUAAUUAAUGGAUGUGAUGGAGACCAAUAAUAACUAUUAUAUAAUUUAGGAAUAUUGUGAUAGUGGAGAUUUAGAUAAAUUGAUUGAAAAGUAUUUAUAAUAAUUAUGAUUAGCUAUGGGGCUUAAAAGAAAACAAUGCCUGAGAAAGAUGCAGUAAAAUUUAUGAUUGAUAUUUUAAAUGGAUUUAUUUAACUAAUAAAGAAUGGUAUUAUUCAUAGAGAUUUAAAACCAGCCAACAUUUUAAUAGACAAAGGAGUAUAAAUAUUAAUUUUAUUCUAGACUUUUAAAUUAGCAGAUUUUGGAUUUGCAAAAUGUGUUGACAAUUUCAAAAAGGAUAUGUUAGCUUCAUUAGUAGGUACACCUCUAUAUAUGUCACCAUAAAUAUUGGAUAAUAAAAAAUACACAUCCAAAACUGAUAUUUGGAGUAUAGCAUUUAUCUUUUAUGAAGCACUCUAUGGUAAAAGUAAAAUAUUCUCUUUUUUAUUAUCUUUUAGCUCCUUGGACUGCUAGAUCACCUUAAGAACUCUUAAAAAAUAUUAGAAAUUAACCUCUAUAAUUUAAAGGACCUUAAAUAUCAAAAGAAGCCUAAGAAUUUCUAACAGGUUGUUUAUAAGCUGAAGAAAAAGAUAGAUUAUCUUGGGAUGAAAUAUAUAGACAUCCUUUAUUUAAAGGACAUUUCACCGAUUUUGUUAAAAAUGUAAGCAUUUUAGAGGACAAAGCUACCUAUUUAAUUAAUGAUAUAAGACAGAUGAUUAUUAAAGAAUAAAUUGACAUUGGAGAAUUAUUUGCUGAACUUGAUAUGACUAAAGAUAAAGCAUUAAAUGUUAAUGAAUUGGGUAAAUUCUUAUAAAGAGUUGAUAAAAAUCUUACAAGAGAAGAAAUUGAAUAUAUAUUCAAUAAAUUUGAUGAUGAUGGAAAUAAUCUAAUUGAAUUUAAUGAAUUCAAAAAAUGGUUAGAAGAAAAUGAUGUAAAAUAUUAUUCAGCUUUCUCUUUAGUGUAGAAUGACAGCAUCUGAAGUAAGCAGAACUAAAAAGAAAGUUAGUAUUCUCAUGAAACCAUAAUAAGAUAUUUAAGCAGGAUCUCUUGAUGAUAGAGUAAGAGUUGUAAUUGAAAAACUUAAGAUAUCCAUUGUUAAAUAUAAUAUCAAUCUUUUAGAUUUGUUUAACAAAGUAAACUUAUUUAUUAUUUCUAGUAUGAUAAAUCAGCUAAUCAUGAAUUAGAUGUCUAAGAAUUAGGUAAACUAUUAAAGAGAAUUGAUUAAACUGUCACAGAUGAAGAAGCAAAAGCCAUCUUUACCUUUUUUGAUCACAAUAAAGAUGGAUCCGUUUCAUUUAAUGAAUUUGAGUUUGUUUUGAAAGAAUGCUUAGUUAAAUAAAAAAUCAAAUAGUGACC